Molecule: messenger RNA, 3327 nt
Organism: Peromyscus maniculatus bairdii (prairie deer mouse)
Lineage: Eukaryota; Metazoa; Chordata; Mammalia; Rodentia; Cricetidae
Gene: L2hgdh
Product: L-2-hydroxyglutarate dehydrogenase
Molecular function (GO): (S)-2-hydroxyglutarate dehydrogenase activity
Source: RefSeq, a predicted model, not a curated record
CGUUCGGGCUGCAGCGGCUGAGGCUGGGCAAGGGGAGGUGGCGCAGGCCAUGUGGCCGACCCUGCGUUACCUGGGCGGUGCCUGCGGUCGAGCCCCAUGCCGCUUUGCUGGGGGCUUCCUCCGGGCAAGCGAGCGGGCGUCCCGGGGGCCCGGGCUUCUGCGCGGGGGUGGCCGCAGCUCCAGCACCAGCUCAUUUGAUAUAGUCGUCAUCGGGGGCGGAAUUGUGGGGCUUGCCUCUGCCAGAACACUCAUCCUGAAACAUCCCGGACUUUCAAUUGGUGUUGUGGAAAAGGAGAAAGAUUUAGCUCUUCACCAGACUGGACGGAACAGUGGUGUCAUCCAUAGUGGAAUUUACUAUAAACCCGAAACCCUGAAAGCUAAAUUGUGUGUGGAAGGCGCCGCCCUCAUCUAUGAGUACUGUGACCGCAAGGGAAUCCCCUACAAGCAAUGUGGCAAGCUAAUAGUAGCUGUUGAACAAGACGAAAUUCCCAGACUUCAGGCUCUGUAUGAGAGAGGUCUGCAGAAUGGAGUCCAAGGCUUGAGACUGAUCCAGCAGGAGGAAAUAAAAAAGAAGGAACCAUAUUGCAGGGGUCUAAUGGCUAUUGAUUGUCCGUACACUGGCAUUGUGGACUAUAAACAGGUAGCUCUGUCAUUUGCCCAGGAUUUCCAGGAUGCAGGUGGCUCUAUCUUGAAAGGUUUUGAGGUAAAAGAUAUUGAAAUAGCUAAAGAAAGCCCGUCCAGAAGUAAGGAUGGGGUGGACUAUCCAAUUGCUGUCAAGAAUACUAAGGGAGAGGAAGUUCAGUGUCGCUAUGUUGUGACAUGUGCAGGACUUUACUCAGACCGUAUUUCGGAGUUGAGUGGCUGUAAUCCUGAUCCUCAAAUUGUCCCAUUCCGGGGAGAUUACCUGCUCUUAAAGCCAGAAAAGGGCUACCUUGUAAAAGGAAAUAUUUAUCCGGUCCCGGAUAGCCGCUUUCCUUUCUUAGGGGUUCACUUCACACCAAAGCUGGACGGCACUAUUUGGCUGGGGCCCAAUGCGGUGCUUGCCUUCAAGCGGGAAGGUUACAGACCCUUUGACUUCAAUGCCAGAGAUGUUACAGAAACAAUUCUCAAGAGUGGUUUCAUUAAAAUGGUGCUUCAGCAUUUCUCUUACGGAGCAAAUGAAAUGUAUAAAGCCUUUUUCCUCAGUGAAACAGUGAAGCAUCUUCAGAAGUUCAUCCCUGAAAUCACCACCAACGAUGUGCUUCGAGGUCCAGCUGGAGUACGAGCCCAGGCCAUGGACAGAGAUGGAAAUUUGAUAGACGAUUUUGUGUUUGAUGGAGGAGCUGGGGAUAUUGGAAAUCAUGUUCUUCACGUGAGAAAUGCGCCUUCCCCUGCCGCCACCUCUUCCCUGGCGAUUUCCAGAAUGAUAGCAGAUGAAGUACAGCAGAGAUUUAAGUUAUGAACAAUGAAGGGAGCUGCAUCAUAUUCCCUACACAAGCAACGAGGAUGUACCAGUUGUAUUUUUAAAUUGUAAUUUAAGAAAUUUAUUGUAAAACCAUACUUUUUAGGCUAAAAUAACCACUGACUUAUUAAUAGGAGGUAACAGAUAUAAUUUUUAAAAAAUUCUUAUGAGCACAGAAGUGACGUGUUCUCUAUGCCUGUUCUGAAACCCCGAGUUUGUUAGAGAUUUACCCAGCCCACUGUGAUAUAGGAAGGGCUCCUAUAGAAUGUUUGGGAAGUCGGCAUAAAAGUGGACUGUUCCCUAAAUCAGUGUUUGGCUUUAUAAUUUUUUUUUUCUUUCCUGGAAAAAAAUAUGUCACAAUAUACUGUAGGGUGUGACAUUCUUUUCAUCUGAAGAGUCAGGAAAGCUUGCAUUUAUUUAGCGAUGUUUUUAUGUGGAAACUGAAAAUGCUUGAUUUAAAAAAAAAAUACAUGAAAUUUCACAUUUCUAAGUAGCACAAAACAAACUCAGUCUUCAGUGUCAGUCUCUUUGUAAGUGUCUUUAACAUGUGGCAUCGUCACUCCAUCUGAACAGCAGUGUACCGUGUGCUUGCUGCCUGCACGCCAGUUCCCAUGGCCGAGAAAUGGAAGUCCCUAAGAGGACUAUGCUUUUUCUAAGAGCAGUUUAAAUCCUGACGCUGGGUGUAGCACUGUGUAGUUUUAACCAAUUAUUUAUUUCACGCCUCUGUCCUUUGGUCACACUGAGGUUCCCAAGAUGUUGGCCAGGAUCACUGAUGAUUCAUACCUAUCUGGGUUUGCAGAAUUCCUAUAAACUUUGUGAGGCCAUUUCUCCAUUUUUGGUUAAUAUCUAACUUGGAGGCAUUCACUUUUGUAAACCGCGAAAGUGCCUUACAUUCUUUGUAUGUACUUCAUGAACAUGUUGAGUUGGUGUCAAGUGCCAUACUGAAUAGUGUGUGUGUGUGUGUGUGCCAUAUUGUAUACUGUAUGUGUGUGUGUGUUUGUCAUAUUGUAUACUGUAUAUAUGUGUGUGUGUUUUAGCUAAUGAAAUGUGUCUUAUGAUUCAGAAAGUUGGAAAAUAGAAUUGUAAGUGAAAAACUGGCAACUCAGCCUUGGGAACAGAGCCAGCACUUAAGUGAGACACUUCAUCCCUUCUCUCACAUGUGUUCUCUCAGGGUUAAUCUUGCAUUUUCCUCACCAACACUGUGAUGGAUACCUGAGAAGGAUGUGCAUGCUGAUAGGAAAACCUUCUCUUGUAUUUUCUUUUUCUUCCCCUCAGCCCUUGGUGAUUACAUUUACUAAGCUAUCUCAUCCAUUAAUUUGAAAGGAUACAUAUUCUGAUCUACAGUACGAGAGGCAGUGCAUCCCAGGUAAAUAGAUGAGGCAGUUUUUCCAACACUUGGGGUGGGCAUAUUGAAACAUCCAGAAAUCAUAUACAGAGGAAACAAACCCUAAUGGUUCUCCAUAACAAUAGAUUCCUACAAGAAAUGCACUGCACAGAGUACUCUGUCUAAGGCUUCUGAGUGAUACAAACACUACGUUAAGAUUAUUUUCCUUUGUGAAUGAGGAUAUUUUCCUUUUAGAUGUGGUGAGGGAAGUGUGCAGUGGUUCUAUUUCAUCAGAUCUGAGAUCUUACGUAUACGCAUUAAACUGUGAAUGACGAAAUUUACAAAAAUAACUGUCAGGAUUGAAGCAGUCCUUAUUCCAUUUGGGUCUGUAUUGUAUGCUCCAAAAUAAUAGAGAAAAUUUUGUUGAAAAAUAUGUUAUUCCAUUUGUGAAAUAUUUGAUAUUUAUGUCAAUAGGAUUUUUUUGUUAAAUACUGAUAUAUAAGAAUUUUGUGUCUUUCUGAGAAAAGAAAAAUGUAUAUUAGUAUUAAAAUAUUUUAAUGAA